AUGUCAGGCGGACGUUCAUUAAACGAGGCACCACCGAACCGUUUUUUUUCUCUCUGGCUACAUUUCCUCAGGUUGAAGCAACACACAAAAAAAUUUCGGUUCUUUCAGUUUUUUAUUCCAUUGAUAAAAGAAGUCUGAACUUAGUCAGAAAUUAGAUUGGAGCACGCCACGUGGUUUCAGAAGCGCCCUAAUGCGACAGCAGAACAGCUGCUGCAAAAUCAGCCUUAAACUCACUUCCUGCUUGUUUCUUUUGUUCUCUCUCUUCUUUUUGGUUUCAUUGAAUGUUUUCUAAUCUUUUGAGGACUAGAACAGCACCAGAAGCGUCAGUUGCUCAUUUGCAUUUUGGAUCUGUUUAGAGAACAAAGUAACUCCUGCAGCCGCUGGCACGGUUUUUUUUAGCCAGGUCCAGAAACGCGGCGCGCCGGUGCGCAUCUGCCGCGAACGUUCAACAGGCUUUGGAGCACAACGGACUCUGCGCGCUACUUCUGCCUUUGUGUGUGCGCCGCGCGCAGGACAGGAGCUGUGAGUCCGUCUGUGCGUAACGGGAGCUGGUUUUGUGUAACGGGAGGUUGAUGCAGGACUGAAGAGGGCGGUUAAAGUGUCACGGGGACGUGCAGCCUGCCUGCCCCGCUUUCACUCUCAGCUGAGCGCGUUCCGCACGUGUAGGACCCGCUGGACUACUCGCACCUGGACACGCAUGAUCUUGAAGACCUCCGCGCACUUGCAGCCGGCUUUGGUGAUGCCAUGCCCCGGAACCACAGCGGAGACGAAGGCGGCACCGGGCUCUGGAUGAGAACGUCCCCCGGCCACCGGAGUGAAGGUUACGGCUUGAAGGAUGUGGAGUCUGGACGGAAGAUGAUGAGCUGCGCGGGAGACGGGUUGCUGUCAACUUCCUCCUCCGCCGCGGGAGGCUCGGACGGCCUGACAGGGAAGCAGGGUGCCCGGCUCAGCCUGCUUGGGAAGCCCCUGGUCUACAGCGCGCAGAGCGGCCGGAGGAACGUGCACUACCGGCGGCUCCAGAACUACCUGUACAACGUUCUGGAGAGACCGAGAGCCUGGGCGUUCAUCUACCACGCGUUUGUGUUUGUCCUGGUCUUCAGCUGCCUGGUCCUCUCCGUGUUCUCCACUAUGCCUCCUCAUCAGGACUACUCCUCUCACUGUCUGCUCAUUCUGGAGUUUGUGAUGAUCGUGGUGUUUGGGUUGGAGUUCAUCAUCCGUAUCUGGUCAGCCGGAUGCUGCUGCCGUUACCGAGGAUGGCAGGGCCGACUGCGGUUCGCCAGGAAGCCAUUCUGUGUCAUAGACAUCAUAGUUCUGAUUGCAUCCGUGGCGGUGGUUUCGGCCGGCAGCCAGGGGAACAUCUUCGCCACCUCUGUGCUGCGGAGCCUCCGCUUCCUGCAGAUUCUCCGGAUGGUUCGGAUGGACCGGAGGGGAGGGACGUGGAAGCUGCUGGGCUCUGUGGUGUACGCUCACAGCAAGGAACUGGUGACUGCCUGGUACAUCGGGUUUUUAGUUCUGAUCUUCUCAUCAUUCCUCGUCUACCUUGUGGAGAACAAGAUCAACAAGGAGUUUGCCACCUACGCCGAUGCUCUGUGGUGGGGAACGAUCACACUGACGACCAUCGGUUACGGAGACAAAACCCCGAAGACGUGGACGGGGCGGAUGCUGUCUGCAGGCUUCGCCCUCCUCGGAAUCUCCUUCUUCGCUUUGCCAGCAGGGAUUCUGGGCUCAGGCUUCGCCCUGAAGGUCCAGGAGCAGCACCGACAGAAACACUUUGAGAAGAGGAGGAACCCGGCCGCCUACCUGAUCCAGUGUGUUUGGCGUAGUUAUGCGGCUGAUGAGAACUCGGUUUCCGUUGCUACCUGGAAGCCUCACUUGAAGGCGUUGCAUACCUGCAGCCCUACAAAGAAGGAGCAGGGAGAGUCGAUCACAAGCCAGAAGCUGAGCUUCAAGGAGCGCGUGAGGAUGGCGAGCCCUCGCGGUCAGAGCAUCAAGAACCGGCAGACGGCGUCUGUGAACGACCGGCGCUCUCCUGUGGCUGAUGGUGGAACAGAAAGCACAAGUCCCACCAAAGUCCAGAAGAGCUGGAGCUUCAACGACCGCACGCGCUUCAGGCCGUCCCUUCGCCUCAAGAGCCAGUCCCGCUCCACCACUGAUGCCGACUCCAACAUCACGGCAGAAGAGGGCUUUGAUGAGAAGGGCUGCCACUGUGAUAUCUCGGUGGAGGACCUGCUGCCUUCAGUGAAGACCGUCAUCCGAGCCGUCAGGAUAAUGAAGUUUCACGUAGCAAAGAAGAAGUUUAAGGAGACGCUGCGUCCGUACGACGUGAAGGAUGUAAUUGAGCAGUACUCGGCCGGUCAUUUGGACAUGCUGUGCCGCAUUAAGAGUCUGCAGACCAGGCUGGACAUGAUACUUGGCACCCGAGCCCUGAGCAGCCGUGCGAAGACCUUUUCCUCCCCCGCCCUGCCUGUCUUUGACAUCCAGGGCAGGAAGAACUCCAUCCAGGGAGUGGACCAAAUCCUCGGGAAGGGUCAGAUCCCUCUGGACAAGAAGAUACGAGAGAAGCUGUUGUCUGAAGGGGACAUCCUGGAGGACAUGAGCAUGCUGGGUCGUGUCUGUAAGGUGGAGCGGCAGGUCCAGUCCAUCGAGUCGAAGCUGGACUCGCUGCUUGACAUUUAUCGCCAGGUCUUACGUAAAGGCUCCUCUUCAGCCGUCACGCUGUCCUCCCUCCCUCUGUUCGAGCUGGAGCAGACGUCUGACUACAACUCCUCCGUCUUCUGUAAGGACUUGUCCAGCUCCACUCGGGCGAGCAGCGGUGGAGCUCCUCCUGCUGGUGGUUUUGUGACAUGCUCCUCCACCAGCUCUCAACUAUCACAGGGGGGUCUCCAUCUCAUUCUGGCUCCUCCAAAAGAACUCAACCUCAACACCUCCUCUUCCACACCUCCCUCUGGUCCUGCAUCUUCCUGUUUUAGCCCACCGCCGCUGCCUCAUCAUCAUCAUAAACAAGUUUAUGCCACGUCAUCUGAAAGUGGCCCAGACGACGCUGCGGGGAACUCUCCCGCUCUCCUCACUCCGAACAGUACCAGCAGUUCUGGAGGCCGAGGAGUUGGAGACGGAGAGUUUCCCCUUUUGGCGAGGCUUCCGCCCCCUCCUUCUGGUCGAAGCGGUGGACCAGUAAACUUGAUGCUAGCAAUCUCCAAUGAGGUGUCUCCUGAAAUCCAGGACUUCUGUGGAGGUUUAGGGAGGCAAAUGGAGGGCACGGAGGACCUUGGGCUUGAGAUGAAGCUGAACACUUUGGAGCAGUUACAGAGAAGCACCAACAGGAGGGUGGAUCCCAAAGAGGAAGGUUCCUGGAGGAGACACAUGAGCCUAGAGCUGGAACCUGUGGUUCCUCCAGGUCCGGGCUGCUGCUCAAAACCCAUCCACGCAGACCGAGGACUGGGUAAGUCCAUGUCUGUGCAGGACCUGAUGCAGGUAUCCCCCAGUCACGGCGCCCAUCAAAGUCACAGCCUGUCAUCUCCAAGCCCGAGUACAAGCAGCGACUCACCCAUCAGCUCCCACAUAUGCAGCCAGGACCCUGGGGGAGGAGGUGGAGUUUCAGCAAUGGGGAGUGAAAGCAGGUGGGGUGAGGAGGACCUCUUUAUCAGCGACAGGGACAUGAAGGUGCAGGGAUUUAACUUUCUCCCACAGGACACGUCAGAUGCUCACACCUUUUCUUCAGAGCUCCUGAGGAGAGGAGGCAGGGGGGGGACAGGGUCCCAGGACUCCGCCGGGAUCUUGACCAGAGCUCCCACUUCCUCCCCCUCCACAGACAGCACCGAACUGAUGAACACGCCUCACGUACGGCUAAAAUAGACCUGCCGCCAUGUUCUGGUGAUUCAGACCUUUCACCUCAAGUUUUGAUCACUUUUGGG
Messenger RNA from Nothobranchius furzeri (turquoise killifish), 3911 nucleotides. RefSeq names its product potassium voltage-gated channel subfamily KQT member 5. NCBI's taxonomy places the organism in Eukaryota, Metazoa, Chordata, Actinopteri, Cyprinodontiformes, Nothobranchiidae. The record is from RefSeq and is a predicted model, not a curated record. Gene Ontology annotation, molecular function: voltage-gated potassium channel activity. Gene Ontology annotation, cellular component: membrane; voltage-gated potassium channel complex. Gene Ontology annotation, biological process: potassium ion transmembrane transport.